Molecule: messenger RNA, 927 nt
Organism: Aspergillus heteromorphus CBS 117.55
Lineage: Eukaryota; Fungi; Ascomycota; Eurotiomycetes; Eurotiales; Aspergillaceae
Product: terpenoid synthase
Exons: 1
Coding region: 1-927 (308 amino acids)
Molecular function (GO): carbon-oxygen lyase activity, acting on phosphates
Source: RefSeq, a predicted model, not a curated record
AUGUCCACCUCCGACCUCACGCCAGUCUCCAAAGCCGAAUUCAGCGAGAUCCUCAAUAUCUGGGUGAAGCAGUACAACAUCAACCCGAGCGACCAACCCGACAUAACCCCAAUCAUCGACUCCAUCACGGCGGACUGCAUCGCACAACUCGGCCCCGAAGUCGGACCCAAAUACGCCGUGAACGGCGCCAUGCUGGCAGUCACCUUCUACAGCACGCACCCCACGAGCCUCCAGCGCAUCCUAGGCCUCUACACGGCCGGCUUCCUCAGUCUCGACGACCUGGCGCCCGACCUCCACUCCGACAUCGAGCUCUUCGGCAAGCGAAUCCAGACCGGACAGCCCCAACCCCGCGGCCCGCUGGAGAUCCUGCGCAAAUCGCUCGCCGAAAUGGAGCCCCACUACUCCGACUUCACGAUGGGGAUGAUCUACGCGACCACCUUCGAAGCCAUGCUCUCCAUGGUCAUGGAGUCGUCCGGCCGCGCCUUCUCCGCCGACCAGGUCUCCGCCAACUUCACGCAGUUCUUCCGCUGGCUGCUAGGGUUCGGCAAGCCGUAUGGCUACUUUCUGCUCGCGCCGGUGCUCUACGAUGCGCCGAUUCGGGAUGUCGAGGUCGUGUUGUUUGGGCUCAUGCCCGAUCUGUCUGAGAUGGGGGUCGUGUUGAAUGAUGAUUUGUCGUUCUAUAAGGAGUCUGUGGUGGGGGAUGAGCGCAGCAAUUAUAUCUAUAAGGAGGCGCGCAGUCGCGGCAUCUCGCUGUAUAGGGAGCUGGUCGAGACGACGCAGAGGAUGAUUGCCACGUAUGACGAUAUGCGUCGUAAGGUGGGGGAGAUUCCCCAGCUGCAGGUUGUGACGGAUGCCUGGAUGAAGGGCAUGGUGCAGUUUCAUUUCGCCGCUUCGAGGUAUCGCCUGCAUGAGGUGGAGAUUAGCUAG